GAGCAGAGGGGGCUGAAAGCCUAGAAGAGCGACGAAGAAGCACUCCGUGAAGCAAUUGAUUUGUGGAUGCAUGAAAGUCAAAGAAGUUUUCAGAUAAUUGCGAUACGAAAAUCUAAUUAGGGUUCAGAAUCACUGGCGGUGUUAGUGAUUUCUUGUCGGAAUUGAAUCUUUUAUCGCCUACUGAGGAAGCAAACCUGGGGAGUGAAAGCUCUGGGUUUGGUCGCUGUUUGUGUUGCGUGGAUUGGCUGUUGCGGUUCUGCCGCCCCAUCAUGGUGGAUAACAUGGAAAUCGACUCACCUUCGGAGUCCCAGCCUCUCAAGCCUCGAGAUCGAAUCAUUCGGAGGCUUCUUCAAUUUGGAGUUCCCGAGGAUCAACUGGAUCAGCCUCUCCUCGUUGAUUUUAUGAAGGAUAAAAAGUCAUUGAUACCUGAACUAGUAUCUGUUAUAUUACCUCCGGACGAGGAAGUGGCUGAAGCGCUGCAAGAUUCUAAGUUUGGCUCUAAAAAGUCCUCAUUGGGUGUAACCAUGAAGAAAAGGUUCCAUGAAAGCAUGGACUGGUUACAGUGGUUGAUGUUUGAGGGUGACCCCGCUGCAGCUCUGAGGAACCUUUCCAAGCUGUCCGUUGGGCAACGUGGUGUUUGCGGGGCUGUUUGGGGACAUAAUGACAUAGCAUACAGGUGCAGAACAUGUGAACACGAUCCAACAUGCGCAAUCUGUGUACCUUGUUUUGAGAAUGGGAAUCACGAAGGCCAUGAUUACUUUGUGAUAUACACAGGCGGCGGUUGUUGUGAUUGUGGAGAUGUGACAGCAUGGAAGCGUGAGGGAUUCUGCUCAAAGCAUAAGGGUGCGGAGCAGAUACAACCACUUCCAGAGGAGUUUGCGAACUCUGUGGAACCUGUGCUUAAUUCUCUUUUCAGCUGUUGGAAAGACAAGCUAACAUUUGCAGAAACUGUCUGUCAGGAAAACUCUAGAUCAAGCAACGCUGUUGUUGAAAGAAAGAAGGCAGCUAAUGAGCUAACAUUUGCAAUGGUUGAUACGCUUUUAGAAUUUUGCAAGCAUAGUGAGAGUUUGCUUGGUUUUGUUGCUAGGAUGUUAUUCUCUUCAGCAGGCUUACUUGCCAUUCUGUUGAGAGCUGAGAGGUUUUUAACUGAUGUUGUUGUAAGAAAACUUCACGAGUUACUCCUGAAAUUGCUGGGGGAACCUGUUUUCAAGUAUGAGUUUGCUAAAGUUUUCCUCACUUACUAUCCGACUGUUAUAAGUGAGGCUAUAAAAGAGUGCAGCGACUUCCCUCUGAAGAGGUAUCCAUUACUAUCUACGUUCUCUGUGCAGAUACUUACAGUGCCCACACUUACGCCUCGUCUAGUGAAGGAAAUGAACCUACUUACAAUGCUUCUGGGAUGUUUGGAAGACAUUUUCUUGUCUUGUGCUGGAGAAGAUGGCCGAUUACAGGUUGCAAGGUGGGGAAAUUUGUAUGAGACAACUAUACGGGUUGUUGAAGAUAUUCGAUUUGUUAUGAGCCAUGUGGUGGUUCCCAAAUAUGUCACCUAUGAUCAACAAGAUAUCUCGAGAACUUGGAUGAGACUCCUGUCCUUUGUACAAGGGAUGAACCCUCAAAAAAGAGAAACUGGUCAACAUAUAGAAGAAGAAAAUGAGAAUGUCCAUUUACCUUUUGUUUUAGGCCACUCUAUUGCUAAUAUUCAUUCUCUUUUGGUGGAUGGGGCUUUUUCAGAUGCUAGUAAGGGAGAGUUGGACAAUGAAAUUAUUUGGAGCUCAAAUAAACAGGAAUCUGAUGAUGGAGAUAAUUUACGACACUCAAAAGUGGGGCGGCUUUCCCAGGAUAGCUCUGCAUGUGGUAUGACUGGUCGGAAUAAUGCCUUUGCUUGUUCUUCUAAGGCUUCUGAGAUAAAAUCUAAUGCCUCUUCUCAUCUGCAACUUCCCCGUUCUGUCACAUGGUUGAUAUGUGAGUGUUUAGGGGCCACUGAGAAUUGGUUGGAAAUUGAAAAUAAGACUUGGUUACAUAUGUCGUCUCCAAACAGUGGUAGCAUCUAUGACAGCAAUCUUUCAGCAUUAAAGAGAACAAUAUCCAAUAUUAGAAAGGGUAAGAUUUUUCGUAGGCUUGCAAGCUCAGGUGAAGAUCAUGGUAAGCAAUGCGCUGAUUACUUAGCGUCUGACCUGGAAAACAGUGAACAUGCAAUGAAGGAUAGUAAACUGAAAAUGAAUGGUGAGUCCGAGUCAGAUAAUAUUGAUAUUUCAUCUGGUUUCCAUGAUAGCGCAAUGGAAACAGAUGUUCCUGCAGAGUUGGGUGGCCUUCGUUUUUUGUCUUUGUCUGAUUGGCCACAAAUUUUCUACGAUGUUAGUUCACAAGAUAUUUCUGUGCACAUUCCGUUACAUCGGCUACUUUCCAUGCUGCUACAAAGGUCACUGAGAAGAUAUUUUGGUGAAUCUACAAUUCCAGAUGUGUCUGAUGCUUGUUCUACUCAUUCAUCUUCAACAAUCUACACUGACUUCUUUGGACAUGCUUUACGGAGCUGUCAUCCCUACGGGUUUUCUUCCUAUAUAAUGGAACAUCCCUUGCGCAUUAGGGUUUUCUGUGCUGAAGUUCAUGCUGGAAUGUGGAGGAAGAAUGGAGAUGCUGCUCUUUUAUCUUGUGAAUGGUAUCGGUCUGUUCGCUGGUCUGAACAAGGGCUGGAGCUUGAUCUAUUUCUUCUUCAGUGUUGUGCUGCACUAGCUCCGCCAGAUCUGUAUGUCAGCAGAAUUUUGGAGCGCUUUGGACUUUCAAACUACCUAUCCUUGAAUCUUGAAUGUUCAAGCGAGUAUGAACCAGUUUUGGUCCAGGAAAUGCUCACUCUUUUGAUUCAGAUAUUGAAAGAAAGGCGCUUUUGUGGGCUAAGCACUUCUGAAAGCUUGAGAAGAGAACUAAUUUAUAAGUUAGCCAUUGGAGAUGCCACUCACAGUCAGUUGGUGAAGUCUCUUCCUCGUGAUCUCUCCAAGUUUGAGCAGCUUCAAGAGAUUUUGGAUACAGUUGCUGUAUAUUCUAAUCCAUCUGGUUUUAAUCAGGGCAUGUAUUCCCUGCGAUGGCCAUUGUGGGAAGAAUUGGAUUUGUAUCAUCCUCGUUGGAAUUCGAAGGAUUUACAAGUUGCGGAAGAAAGAUAUUUACGCUUCCGUAGCAUCUCUGCACUAACCACACAGCUUCCCCGUUGGACAAAAAUUUAUCCUCCUCUGGAAGGGAUUUCGAAGAUAGCUACUUGUAAAGUGGUUCUACAGAUAAUCCGUGCAGUUCUAUAUUAUGCCGUUUUUACUUUCAAAUCAGCUGAAUCUCGUGCUCCUGAUGCUGUUCUUCUAACUGCACUGCAUUUACUGUCACUAUCCUUAGAUAUCUGUCUUCAGCAGAAAGAAUUUACUGACAAGACAUCUGAUGAUGAGACACAAAUUCCCAUAAUAGCUUUGUCUGGAGAAAUUAUUGAUGAAAGCUCUGUUUAUGGUGUUGGUGAACAGAGCUUGUUGUCACUUCUUGUUAGUUUGAUGGGUUUGCACAGGAAGGAAGGUGUAGACAACUUUGUAGAAGCAGGUGGUGGCAACCUGUCUGCUUUAAUUGAAGACUUGCUGAAGAAAUUUGCCGAGAUUGACAAAAGAUGCAUGACUAAACUGCAGCAACUUGCCCCUGAAGUUGUUAGUCAUGUAUCUCAAUGCCUUCCAAUUAGAGACUCAAGUGACACCGUUUCAGCUUCCGAUAGUGAGAAACGCAAGGCAAAAGCCCGGGAGAGGCAGGCUGCUAUGUUGGAGAAGAUGCGGGCUCAACAAUCAAAAUUUUUGGCAAGUGUUGAUUCCACUGUUGAUGAUACUUCCCAAGUUGAUCAUGAAGGUGACUUUGAUACUGGACCUGAUGCUGAAGAAUCCACCGAAGUUGUUUGUUCUCUUUGCCAUGAUUACAAUUCGAAGCUUCCCAUAUCUUUUCUGAUUCUUCUACAGAAAUCUAGGCUUGUCAGUUUUGUUGAUAGAGGCCCCCCUUCAUGGUCACAACUUCGUCGGGCAGAUAAAGAACAUAUGCCUGUUUCCACCUCUAAGGCGACAGAUACAUUGGCAAUGGACUGGACUCCAGGCACUUCAGGGUCAACUUCAUCUUCUCACUUAGCCCAGUUGGUUUUGAAUGCUGCCAAUGAAUUGGUCUCCAGUGGGCGGCAUGGUGAAGUCAAUGCCUUUUUGCAGCAUGUAAAGGAUCAUUUUCCAACUUUGGGAAAUAUCCAGCUUCCUGAUACAUCUUAUGAUGAAAAAGAGAAGAUUCCAUGUACUUUUGAGACAUUGGAACAGGAUAUGUACUUCUCCAUUUGUGGUGAAUUGAAUGAUGAUGAUAAAAUUUCUACUUCAGGGGGGGGCCUGAACAUUGGUAGAGAUGCUGGAGCUGUCUUGCUUGGAAAAUAUAUAGCUGAUAUUGCAGGAGACGUGUCAAAAAACUCUUCAGCAUCUGAAAAUGUUCAUAGUGAGAAUGCUUCUGCGGAAUCUACUUUGCAGCACAUGGCAAACAAUUCAUUUGGCCCAACAGAUUGUGAUGGGCUUCAUCUUUCUUCCUGUGGCCAUGCGGUACAUCAGCAAUGCCUUGACCGUUAUUUAUCUUCACUGAAGGAAAGGUCUGUGAGAAGAAUUGUUUUUGAAGGAGGACAUAUUGUUGACCCAGACCAGGGUGAAUUUCUCUGCCCUGUAUGCCGCAGGCUUGUAAACUGUGUCUUGCCUAGUAUACCUGGAAACUUAGAGAAGCCUUUGAAGCAGCCUACAGGUUUAAUUAAGGGCUCACUACCUGCUACAGAUCCUGUGGCUGCAUCAACUAAAGAGAUUUAUCCACUCCGCCUUCGGCAAGCCUUGAAGAUCUUGCAAUCUGCUGCUACUGCUGUUGGGAAGGACAAAUUCCAGAAAGCUGUUCCUUUGCGACAGAGUGAUAAGGCAGGCCAAAAUCUUGAGCAUUUCUCUUGGAUGUUGGCUAAAAUGUAUGUGCCAAACAAGCAAGAUAAAUCAUCAAAAUCUGCAAGACUAAAUCAUUCAAUGCUCAUGUGGGACACUCUUAAGUACUCCUUGAUGUCAAUGGAGAUUGCUGCACGAUGUGGAAGGACUUCCUUAACUCCAAACUAUGCUCUUAGUACCAUGUAUGAAGAACUUAGGUCUUCGAGUGGAUUUAUAUUAUCCUUGCUGUUGAAACUGGCUCAUAAGUCAAGGAGUAAGAGUUCUCUUCAUGUGCUUCAAAGAUUUAGAGGUCUUCAACUCUUUGCAGAAUCUAUUUGUUCUGGGGUGUCUCAGAGAGAUGAUAUGUUAUCUAUCCUAAAACAUAUUGAAGGGGACCUAUCUAGUUCCGACACUCUGUUUUGGAGGCAAGCUUCUGAUCCUGUACUUGCACAUGACCCCUUUUCAACCUUGAUGUGGAUUCUCUUUUGUCUUCCAUCCCCCUUUUUGUCAUGUGAAGAAUCUUUGCUAUCCAUUGUGCAUGCUUUCUACAUGGUAGCUGUAACGCAGGCUAUUAUUUUGUAUUGUGUCAGAACCCAGCAUAAAUUAAGUGAAUUAGGUGUUGCCGAUUGCCUGAUCACUGACAUAUACAAGGUUAUGGGUGAAUCUGGAUGUGCUCAGCAGUAUUUCGUGUCAAACUAUUUUAACCCACUUGCUGGUGUUAAAGAUGUAAUUAGGAGGUUCACUUUCCCCUAUUUGCGUAGAUGUGCACUGUUGUGGAAAGUACUAUAUUCUUCUAUUCCAGCACCAUUUUGUGAUGAGGACAAUGUAUUAGAUAGAUCGUGGAGUUAUGCAAAUGACACAAUGGUUGGAUCUAAUCUUGACAUGUUUGAGAUUGCUAAAAUACAAGAGCUUGAGAACAUGUUCAAGAUUCCUGCCCUUGAUGUGGUUCUGAAGGAUGAAUUUUCAAGAUCCUCGGUCUCUAUUUGGUGUCAUCAAUUUUGCAAGGAAUUUGAACUAGCUGGGGUUCAACGUAACAUGUAUUUGACCCCUGCCAUUCCCUUUGAAUUGAUGAGAUUGCCAAACGUUUAUCAGGAUCUUCUGCAGAGGUGCAUCAAACAGCGCUGCCCUGAAUGCAAAUCUCUUCUUGAUGAACCUGCGUUGUGCCUGCUGUGUGGUAGAUUGUGCUCCCCAAGUUGGAAAUCUUGCUGCAGGGAAAGUGGUUGCCAAACACAUGCUAUAUCCUGUGGAGCGGGUACUGGAGUCUUUCUGUUGAUUAGGAGGACAACAAUCCUACUACAAAGAUCUGCACGUCAAGCUCCCUGGCCCUCUCCUUACUUGGAUGCUUUUGGAGAGGAGGAUUUUGAAAUGCAUCGAGGCAAGCCUCUUUACCUGAAUGAGGAACGUUAUGCUGCUUUGGCCUACAUGGUUGCCUCUCAUGGCCUGGACCGAAGUUCAAAGGUUCUUGGCCAGACUACCACUGGAUCUUUCUUCUUGGUUUAAUUCUGACUCUAUUUGAGCUCUAAUUUUAAGGAAAGCAGGAAUUGUGGCUGGCAGAUCUCUUGGAAGGUGAAAGUGGCUCUAGAAAAUGCUAGUAUAUGAUGUUAUUCUCACCUCGAUAGGAGAAAGAAUACAAACAUCUUCCGUGCUGUCAUUUGAUAGAACUGUACAGAUCAUUCAGAUUGACACAGUUUCUGCUUGAAGGUUUGAAAGCCUGGCUCCUGUGGUAUACUCUAGCCUCUGGAUGCGACUGUACAGGUUUGGUUUAUGCUCACUUAGCAGGAAGCGUUUUUCCUGCUGUAUGAAGCAGCUGCACGGGUGUACAUAAGCAUAUCAUUAUAUAAUACUAGCGGGGAGCGACUGCUUUGAAGGGUAAUCUGUGGAAUUAUGUGCUUAUUCCGCCACAUCUGUGGUUUAGCUUGUUGAUUGAGACAACCGUAUCGUUGUGCUUCCGCUGCCUCUGUGGGUUGAGUUUUUGUUGACCAAUCCCCUCUUUCCGGGUUUGGGAAAAACACUGUGAAUGCCAUUUACAUGUGCUCCUUGUAUAUCAAGUCUGAUUUUCACUGCCAAUAUUGUGGCUCUUUUUUGUUUUUAUUUAUUUUUCAUGGAAUGAAGUCUUUCAGGCUAUUAGUAAAAUCUGGUCUCUCUUCAAUCUGAUGUCUUUUUGAAGUGUUCAUAUUUUCAGGGGAAAGAAUGUAUGGCGGGCCAGUUGUUGGAUGCCCUUUCAAUUUUAACAACAGGCUUGUAUGUAAUUUUUGUGCUUUCUAGUAAUCUUUUCGGAUUGGUUAGAAUAAAAUGCGUGACGAGAAUGAUUUUUUUUUGUUUCAGAUGAAUAAAUUAUUUAUGG
Messenger RNA from Neltuma alba, 7275 nucleotides. Its product is annotated as E3 ubiquitin-protein ligase PRT6. Gene Ontology annotation, molecular function: ubiquitin protein ligase activity; zinc ion binding. The transcript is spliced from 19 exons. Gene Ontology annotation, cellular component: ubiquitin ligase complex; cytoplasm. Gene Ontology annotation, biological process: ubiquitin-dependent protein catabolic process via the N-end rule pathway; protein ubiquitination. The record is from RefSeq and is a predicted model, not a curated record. The coding region runs from base 270 to 6431 and encodes 2053 amino acids. NCBI's taxonomy places the organism in Eukaryota, Viridiplantae, Streptophyta, Magnoliopsida, Fabales, Fabaceae.